UUGUUUAGCUUUUAUAUUUAAACACCUUUUUCCCAUCAAGAGGCUAUUGGUCAUCUCUCUCUCUUCAUCUACCAAAAUUUCUUUCUUUCUUUGAUUGAGAUGGAUAUCAAACGCUUCCUUCAUGAACACCACUUGCUCUAUGAUGAUUACAGUGAAUCAGAGGCAAUUUGUGAUAUAUGCAAUCAGAAAAUGGAUGGUUUGGCCUAUUCUUGUGAAAGAUGCGAGUUUUGGUUGCAUAAUAACUGCGUUCAUCAACACCUACCUCAUCAGAUAAGUGCACAUCCUUUCCAUUCCCAACACAAACUUAGUCUCUUAUGGUCAAAUCACAUAGAUUACAUAUGUGCUAAAUGUUUCAAUCUUUCUCGAGGCCAUAGAUACCAUUGCAAAGAUUGUGAUUUUAGCCUUGAGUAUCAAUGUGCUUUUUCAACCAAUGAUGAGAAAAAUAGACUCAAUGAUGAGACACCCAAAAAAUUUAGUCGUUUCAACAUGUCGUUGACCCUCUUCAACUAUAGGAGAGUGAAAAAGGAUGAGUAUACAUGUAGUUGGUGUGAGAUGCAUUUAUCUGGAAUGUCCUAUGGUUGUCUUGACGAAGGUGUUUAUAUCUGGUUCCAUGAUUCCUGCCUAAUCAACAUGCCUAGCAUAAUCUUCAAACACCCAUUUCAUCCUUCACACCCUCUUCCAUUACUCAACGUUUACAUGGAUAAUGCGUUGUGCAAUGCUUGCAACCUACCAAUAUGGGAGUUCAGAAAAGUCUAUUGCUGUAGAAAAUGUGAAUUCCAACUUCAUGUUCAUUGUGCUAAACUACGACCCAGUCUCAAGGUUGAGUUACAUGAGCAUGAUCUUACUUUUUUUCGAAUAAAAACUAAUACAGCUACCCACCUAUGCAAGAUAUGUGGUUUUAAUUUUGAUGCUAUAGGGACCGAAAGUGCUUUUUAUCGUUGUGUUCAGUGUAAUUUCAAUUACCAUUUCAAAUGUCUCACAAUACCCCAUUCUACUUCACACAAGUAUCAUAGGCAUGAUCUCAUGCUUAUGGAUUCAUAUAUAGAAGAUGUUUCUGAAGAAUAUUAUUGUGAUAUAUGUGAAAAAGAAAGAAAACCCAAGCAUCGUGUUUAUUCUUGCAAGAAAUGCAAAUUUGUUGCUCACAUCGAAUGUGCACUCAAAAAGUUUGUAGAUAUGAAACUUGACCAAAGUUCGACCUCUAUUUUGUUGGAUAGCGAAGCUUCAACAUUGAAGGUGCAAAUUGAACAUUUUGAUCAUCCACAUCCCCUGAGCUAUAAAAAGGCUAUUGAACAGAAUGAGAAUCUCCUCUGCAAUGCUUGCCGUCAGAAAAUUUUUGAUCAACACUAUGCUUGUGAAGAUUGUAAAUACUACUUACAUGAAAUGUGCACUACAUUGUCACAUGAGGUGUCACACCCUCUUCAUCGCCAACAUCCUCUCAAGCUCUUCACGGAUAUAGUUGAAUUUACAUGUCAUGGAUGUAGGGACCAUUCUGGUGGGUUUGCUUACAUAUGCCUUCCAUGUGAUUUCCAACUUGACGUGAAAUGUGCUACCACUCCAAUUGCACCUAAUAAUGAUGGCCAAAGGCUGAAUGAGAUGGAGAAAGUUUUCAAGUUGUGCCCUUUCAAUCAAAAUCAUAAGCUAGAGUUCUUCAACCAUAGACCCAAUCUCAAAGAUUUGGCUAUGGAAUGUGAUGCUUGCAAGCUACCAAUCUUGGGUCCAGGUUAUACAUGUCGUGAUUGUUUCAAUAUCAAAAUUCAUGAAUCUUGUCUUUCACAUAUGCAGGAGAUACAACUCACCUUUCAUCCGUUACACCCCCUUCAUCCACAAAUUGGCGAUUGGGAAAAUUGUUCUGCCUGUAGAUUUAAAAUCAUUGAAAGUAUCGGUUAUAGUUGUCGGCAGUGUGAUUUCCACCUUCAUCUUCAUUGUGCUAAUUCCCUGAAGCUGGCCUUGAAAAUUAAGUCUCACAUGCAUAAUCUUUAUUAUUUUGGAGCACAUUAUGAGAAAUCCUACCAAUUAUGUAACAAAUGCAAAAGUUACAUUGGUAAGGAACCUUUCUAUUAUUGCGUGGAGUGCAAUAUCAAUUUGCACUUAAAAUGUGUUCCCAUACCAUGUUUAGUUAAAUCCAAAUGUCAUAUGCAUCGUUUGACUCUUAAAAAUCAUUUUGUGGAAGAUGAUUAUGGAGAAUACUAUUGUGACAUUUGUGAAGAAGAAAGGAACUCAAAAAAUCAUUGUUAUUAUUGUGAAGAGUGUGCUGGACUAUUUGUUGCUCACAUCGAGUGCGUGCUUCUUACAGAUUUCCAUGAAUUUUCCAACUUUAAAGAUGUCGACUCACCUACUGAGAAGUCCUCUAUGGAUAAGUUGCUUUUCGAGCCCCAUGCCGAAGUUUACUUAAACCAAAAUAGAGAGAAGUAUUGGGUGGAUAAGAAGUUAAACAAAUACUGCUUCAUGUUGUUUGCAAGAGAUUUUUCAAUCACUUGGGCAGAAGACCACCGUUAUUGGCGUUGGUCAUACCAAAGGGAAACAAACAGCGAUGUGUUGAUUGAUGUUGCCGAACUUCUAGAUGUGUGUUGGCUAGAAAUGCAUGUGAGUAUCAAUGUAAAAAGGCUUUCACCAAAAACUUUGUAUGGAGUUGUGUUUGUGUUUAAGUUGACAGAUAAAGCAUAUGGAUGGAAUAUUCCAGUGAACUUUGGAUUCACUCUUCCCAAUGGGCACAAGGUUGAACACAAGGAAGUUUUGAUGACCAAGCCGAGAGGAGUAUGGACAGAAAUCCAUAUCGGAGAAUUUACAACUUCAUCUGAAAUUGUUGGAGAAUUAGAUAUUUACUGUCACGAAUAUGAUGUAUUAUUUUGGAAGAGAGGACUUAUUGUUAAAGGAGUUGCUAUUCUGCCAAAGAAUUAAGUUAUAAAUUAGCAUGUUCUCACAAUAAAUCUGAAAGUACUGUAGUUUUUUCAUUUGUUCAUAAUCCUGCAAAUUCCAAAAUGCAAUAAAGUUGAAAGGACCCAACUCAUCCAA
Molecule: messenger RNA, 3012 nt
Organism: Theobroma umbraticum
Lineage: Eukaryota; Viridiplantae; Streptophyta; Magnoliopsida; Malvales; Malvaceae
Source: RefSeq, a predicted model, not a curated record